CAAGUAUCAGUAUUCCGUACGUUAGGGUUAUCGGUUAACCGGUUACCAGUCACUUGGCGUGUCACUCACUGUUGGCACGCAUUCGUAUGAUAAAAGUGUCUUCCACUUUGACAGCUAUCUUUCUUUCCCCUCUCUUGACGAGUCAUGCCGGAGUUCGCGGAUUCUACCAUUCAACUCUUCGGCCGCUUCACGAAGAGGGCUGAGGUCCAGAGUCAGGGCGGCCUUCUAAAUGGCGAGGAUCCCACUGCCUACAAUACCGCUGAUCCUUUGCGAAUAUGGAUCGUUCAAGUUGGGAUUAUUAUCAUGAUGACCCAACUGCUUUAUCUGGGUUUGCGAAAGAUUAAGCAGCCCAGGGUCAUUUCUGAAAUCCUUGGCGGUAUUUUGCUUGGUCCCACCGCGUUCGGUCGCAUCCCAGGUUUCACGAAUCACAUAUUCCCCGCUGCAUCCAUCCCUUAUCUCACGCUCGUCGCUAACAUCGGGCUCUGUCUCUUCCUGUUCAUCAUUGGACUCGAAAUAGAUGCCAGCAUCAUACGGCGCAACGCCCGUCUCUCCGUAGUGGUAUCCCUCGCUGGUAUCCUCCUCCCUUUUGGCGUUGGCGCGGCGAUAUCCAAACCGCUCUACGAGCACUUCAGCGAUUCAUCAGUCCACUAUCCAUACUUUAUGCUCUUCGUGGGCGUGUCGUACUCCAUCACAGCUUUCCCUGUUCUCUGUCGUAUUCUGACAGAGCUUCAGCUUCUUGAUACCACCGUCGGCCUUAUCGUUCUUUCUGCUGGAGUCGCCAACGAUGUCGUCGCCUGGACACUGCUCGCCCUUAGCAUCGCCCUCGUUAACGCAACAUCGGGGCUCACCGCCCUGUGGACCUUCCUCGUCUGUGUGGCGUUCGCGUUGUUCCUACUCUUCCCUGUAAAGAGGAUCAUGCUAUGGCUCGCACACAAAACAGGGAGCACGGUGAAUGGGCCUACCAUGUUUUACAUGACGGUGGUUAUGAUCGUCCUAUGGGCAAGUUCUUUCUUCACCGACAUCGUCGGCGUAAACGCCAUAUUCGGUGCCUUCCUGGUCGGCGUCAUCAUUCCGAGAGAGGGCGGGCUUGCGAUUGCACUUACCGAAAAACUCGAGGAUAUGGUCUCUAUCAUUUUCUUACCCUUGUAUUUCACUCUUUCCGGUCUAAAGACAGACCUCGGAUUGCUUAAUGACGGUGCUGCAUGGGGAUUCAUGUUUGUCCUCGCCGCACUCGACUUCACCGGAAAGUUUACUUCAUGCACGCUCUCUUCGCGGUACUUGGGGUUCAGUUGGAGGGAAUCUAGUACUGUCGGGGGGCUCAUGAGUUGUAAAGGUCUCGUCGAAUUGAUCGUGCUUAAUGCCGGCCUGUCGGCUGGCAUCCUCAACGAACGAGUUUUUUCGAUGUUCGUUCUUGAUGCACUGAUACUCACUUUCUUGACAACGCCAAUUGUCAACCUCCUCUACCCUCCAGAGCGUCGAACUCGACCUGGUGAUGCACAGGUUACGGAGACGGCCACACCUCCAGAUGAAGGUGACAAAGUAGUAGACGAUGAUCAGGCUUCCCUGGUCGCCCCCAAUCAGUCACCCCUCGCGGUCCCGCCUGCUUACGAUGACUCUAACACUUCGUCCGCGAGGAAGCCCGAGUACCAUGUAGAUGCACUCCGACUGAUUGAGUUGUCGCAACGUACAUCCGCCGUUAUGAAAUCGUCCGACCCGUUGUUGAGCGUGUUCAAAAUGUUUGGGGAGGAGAGCGACAUACCGGUAUCGACGAGUUUGGCAGUCGUGCCUUACGAUGAAAUGGCUGCUUCAGUCGCUGAUCAUGCAAGGAGAAAUGGUUCGCAACUUGUACUCAUUCCAUGGCUAGCACCAAUUGCGGGCUCGACGACUUCUGCUAUGGACGCUGCAGUCCCCGGCACACUCCCUGCGGCCAAACUGGAGAGCAGCAAUCCUUUCGAGGCCCUUUUCGGCAGUGGCUCAAAGGCGAAUGAGUCCGCCGCCGCCUUGCGAUCGCAGUUCAUACGAGGUGUGUUUUCACAGAGUAGGAUAGACGUUGCCGUUUUCGUCGAUACGGGUGAUAGGGUCGGAACGCGGGGGCCCCAACACAUUCUUUGCCCGUUCUUCGGUGGACCCGACGAUCGGCUUGCGUUAGAUUUUGUCGUGCAGCUGUGCGCAAAUCCAAGGAUCAGUGCAACUAUUGUGAGAGCGACUAUGGGUCCAGUUGAGGUAGCAGGGUUACAGAAGCCUGUCGAGGCUAUCAUAAAUGAUGGACUUCCUGUGAUAUCCACUAUUGGUUUAGAGGACUCUAUAUACCCGUACCAGAAUACCGAGUCAAGGCUGCAGUCCGACACUGCGGAUAGUGUGUUGUGGGCUCGGUACGCCGGCCUGGAGAAAUAUACCGUCGGGACCCAUCUUCAAGCCGCGCUCUCCCGAAUCACAUUCGAAGAGUUGACGACGCCUGUACCUCUGCAAAGCCUCAUUCAACGUGUGCACGAGUUUCGCGAGGUACACAGACGUGUGUUAGUGGUCACUGGCCGGUCGCGCAGUCGCACCACAAUGAGUGGGGUGACUCGGUACGAAGAAGUGAAGACGGUCGCGGAGAAGUAUGGAUGUGCAGGUGGGGGGAACUUUGAGCUGGUGAGGAAGACCGUGGGUGAUGUUGGGUGUGCGUUGUUGGUGUCGGGCGCGCCUAAUGCGAUGGUGGUCGUGCAGGCGGGGGUUACACCUGUGGGUGAGGCGUGAUGUACGAGUUUGUGGAUAUGAUAUGUUGUAUAUUUCGGCACUCUUACUUGGCUACCGAUGCGCGUUCUUGUAAUGAUAUUACCGUAG
Pisolithus orientalis is the source of this 2826-nucleotide messenger RNA. Its product is annotated as Sodium/hydrogen exchanger family-domain-containing protein. The record is from RefSeq and is a predicted model, not a curated record. The transcript is spliced from 11 exons. Gene Ontology annotation, molecular function: antiporter activity. NCBI's taxonomy places the organism in Eukaryota, Fungi, Basidiomycota, Agaricomycetes, Boletales, Pisolithaceae. Gene Ontology annotation, biological process: proton transmembrane transport. Gene Ontology annotation, cellular component: membrane. The coding region runs from base 145 to 2739 and encodes 864 amino acids.